AUGCCUGAGCCCGGGCCGGAUGCCUCGGGCACUGCCAGCGCGCCGCCCCCGCAGCCGCCACCCCAGCCUCCGGCGCCCAAGGAAUCCCCGUUCUCCAUCAGGAACCUGCUCAACGGAGACCACCACCGGCCGCCCCCGAAACCUCAGCCGCCCCCACGAACGCUCUUCGCGCCGGCCUCGGCCGCCGCCGCUGCGGCCGCCGCUGCCGCCGCCGCAGCCAAGGGUGCCCUGGAGGGCGCCGCGGGCUUCGCGCUCUCGCAGGUGGGCGACCUGGCUUUCCCCCGCUUUGAGAUCCCAGCGCAGAGGUUUGCCCUGCCCGCGCACUACCUGGAGCGCUCCCCGGCCUGGUGGUACCCCUACACCCUGACCCCCGCCGGCGGCCACCUCCCGCGACCAGAAGCCUCGGAGAAGGCCCUCCUGCGAGACUCCUCCCCUGCGUCCGGCACGGACCGUGACUCCCCAGAGCCUCUGCUCAAGGCUGACCCCGACCACAAGGAGCUGGACUCCAAGAGCCCGGACGAGAUCAUUCUGGAAGAGAGCGACUCAGAAGAAACCAAAAAAGAAGGCGAGGCCGUGUCUGGUGCGGCAGGGACGACAGUAGGGGCGACUUCGGCGACUCCGGGCUCAGAGGACUGGAAGGCGGGUGCCGAGAGUCCCGAGAAGAAACCUGCGUGCCGCAAGAAGAAGACGCGCACCGUUUUCUCCCGCAGCCAGGUCUUCCAGCUCGAAUCCACCUUCGACAUGAAACGUUAUCUGAGCAGCUCGGAGCGUGCUGGCCUGGCCGCGUCGCUUCACCUCACCGAGACGCAGGUCAAGAUCUGGUUCCAAAAUCGUCGCAACAAGUGGAAGCGACAGCUGGCGGCCGAGCUGGAGGCUGCCAACCUGAGCCACGCCGCAGCGCAGCGCAUCGUGCGCGUGCCCAUCCUUUACCACGAGAACUCUGCCGCCGAGGGGGCGGCGGCGGCCGCGGGGGCCCCGGUGCCGGUCAGCCAGCCGCUGCUCACUUUCCCGCACCCAGUCUACUACUCGCACCCUGUGGUCUCGUCCGUGCCGCUGCUACGGCCGGUGUGAGACCGGAGAGGGGAGAGGGAGUGAGCACCUGGCCACCUUUCCGGGCCCCCGGAGGAGACUGGGCUGGGCCAAGGGCGCCGAGGUGUGUCCAGCCGCCUUGGGAACCCGGCUUGGGCUCACUGCCUUGCCUCCCACCCCUCCCAAUAGCAUUUUGUAAGUAUUUGCAAUGCAUUUUCGUGCAAUUCAUUCCUAUGAAUUUGAGGCGCUUCUCCUCUUAUUUUUGGUUUUGCUUACCAUUGAGAGAAAACCGGGUGGGAGGGCGACAAAAUUCCCAGGUCAAAACUUCCAACUGCAAGUUUUUU
Molecule: messenger RNA, 1373 nt
Organism: Onychomys torridus (southern grasshopper mouse)
Lineage: Eukaryota; Metazoa; Chordata; Mammalia; Rodentia; Cricetidae
Gene: Hmx3
Product: H6 family homeobox 3
Exons: 2
Coding region: 1-1071 (356 amino acids)
Biological process (GO): regulation of transcription by RNA polymerase II
Cellular component (GO): nucleus
Molecular function (GO): DNA-binding transcription factor activity, RNA polymerase II-specific; RNA polymerase II transcription regulatory region sequence-specific DNA binding
Source: RefSeq, a predicted model, not a curated record